This is a messenger RNA of Pomacea canaliculata, 5748 nucleotides long. RefSeq names its product neural cell adhesion molecule 2-like. Gene Ontology annotation, biological process: synapse organization. Gene Ontology annotation, cellular component: neuron projection membrane. Bases 2215 to 3210 code for a protein of 331 amino acids. The transcript has 11 exons. The record is from RefSeq and is a predicted model, not a curated record. NCBI's taxonomy places the organism in Eukaryota, Metazoa, Mollusca, Gastropoda, Architaenioglossa, Ampullariidae.
UGUAUGUGAGAGAGAGACAGAGAGAGAGAGAGACAAAGAGAGAGAAACAAACAGCACAAACAAAAAUUAAGAAAACAUAACUCUUUGAUCACUGCCUCCAAUUUUUCGAACACGAAACUUGAGUUCCGUGGCCACAAGGCCUCAGAAAUCUAUACAGACAAACAAUUUACAGAAACCGUCGUGAUCGAAAGAUCGAUUACCAAUCAGGUGCAAUGCACAGGUGGGACACGUCCUGUCACGAAGGAUUUCAAGUCCCAGGUAGACAACUUAAUUGCAUGUAAAGCUUGUCAGGGUUAGGGCUAGGGUUAGCAUGUCAUCCUGUCUGUACUCAGGGUGCUUUACAUGUUAAAAAAAAACCCACACGACCUUUCCCGCCACCCUACCCCACAGAUCGUUGUUCAAAAUGUAUACCAUGGGAUUUAUAGCCAGGGUUAGUAAGUUGUCGAGAGUGGCGGCAGGAAGGAGGAAGAACCAGGUAUGUCAUUCAAAAGUUCAGCUGACAAUGAAUUACCUUCAAGCGUUCUGGACUAUUCUGACCUCACACGCUAUUCUGACAUUUUAGCAACUCACCCUCGAAUAUGACAAUUUUUUUUUAAACAUAGUAGACCUGAAACUAACCUCCUUUCAGAGAAACUGACACGAACCGCUCGUUCAGUGGUUGUAGGAGCGAAACCCUCGACGGCACUGCUAUCGGGGGGAACCUGGCUCGUGCUGCAGCGCUCUUCUCGUUCUCUUCGCCAUUCUCUCUGCUCUCGCUCGCUGCCUCAAACACUGCCGAGCGUUUGACGCGAGAGCUCUUCACUCGUCGAGUCAGUUUCAGGCGCGGCGCUGAAAUCGACGGCAAAGGGAAGUGAAAGAGACAAGCUAGUUUGUGCAGCGCGUCAGUUGCGUUACGCUCGCAGCAGCGCAGGCCGGGGGCGCACGAGAGAUUCAGCGAGACUUCACCGGCGCCCAGCGCCAGGCCGUUAGUGUCAGCAGCAUGCAACUGUGACAGACAGGCGCCGAGUGCCACGACACACCGCCAGGAACUUACUUGACAAAUCGGGAAAAUAUUCUCUCAGACCAACUGGACUGUCCACGUGUCACACUUUGCUUCAUCAUAAAAAAAAUUCUUGGAAGAUUUCUUAUUUAUCUGCUAUGACUUUCUACGUAAGUUUUUGACUGGGCUGUACGAUAUUUAAAUAUAUAUACACACAGAAGGAAAAGUUUCAAAAGUGGAUUUUGUUUUCUGUGAAUUAAGCUGUUUUAAGGAGGUUCAGGAUAUAUAAUGAUUGUCAAGGCUGAGUGAUCAGUGAUAAAGAGUUAACAGAAAUAAAUAACCAUUAAAAAAAAAACUGUGGAGGGCUUACGAUUUCGUAAUAUGACCAUCUGCCCCUGUUGACUGACUUGUCCUCCGUCACCAUCGACCACGUGCAGCGGGGGGUCGCUCAGCUUGUUGGUCCACACUCAGCCAGUGAGAAAAGUGAUGAACGUCUAGACACAAGACACAAAAAAUGUGAUUAAAAAAAUUUGUAAACCUUUUCUACCCCAUCUCUACCUCUACCAAAGAAGAGCGCUUGAUUUCAGCUCAAGCACGUCAGUGGAAAUGUUCAGCGCGCACUUGUGAACUUUUUUCCCGGACAAAAUAAAAGAAAGAAAAAUUCUUGGAGGUGCUGAGGCGUGGAGGCGAGGCCGUGGCACAGGAGCCAUGGCGUGACUGAAGUUUACACAGGGUGUAUCGCUGCACGGUGAGGGUGGCAAGGUGCUUUUCCGCUCUGACGCCCACUGUUGACGCCCAAGGUGCUGACGCCCAUGCUGAGGGUCGAGGAAGAGGUGAUUUGCGACGACUGCAACCCUCGCUCGACAUGAGCACCGAAGCCACUCGCCGACAGUCGGGCCACGAGUCGUAAGAUUAGUUGGCCAGUCUGUCUUCGUGUUCACAAUGGAGCAUAACAGAUCACCCAGAGUGUUCACUUCAACCAACAAAAGACGACAAAGUUUAUUCAAGGAUUAAGUGAAGGCUCACCCUGUCGGUGAUGUACUCAUUGAAACGAUCUGCGCAUGCGCUUUCGUGCGUGAAUUUCUGAUUGGUCUUGUCCACCGAUCCCUGGGUGGCCUUGGAGUACGGGUGUGUAUUGAGACUGAGCACAGACCUGCAGAGACGACAAAGACUUCUACCCGCCAUGAGCUUCAGCGUGGAGUACCCGUGUUGAAAGGGGUGGAGCAUCGCUUACCAUGGAUAUUCCCUCCGGCAUUUUGUGGUUCUACAGCUGCGUGAGCAUCGUGACGUUGCUGCUCGCAGUGAGUCGAGCUCAGAACGAGGCUGAGCCUCCACAACCGCGGUUCCUCAACACUCCGCAGAACUUCACCUUCCACGAGGGCGAGCUGGCACGACUGGAGUGCUCCUUGGAAAACCUGGGCACAAAAAAGGUGAUCUGGCGGAAGUCGUCGGACCCCAAUCCUUUGACCAUCGGCCGCAAGACGUUUGUUGACGACACGCGGGUGAUGGUGGAGCACAUACCUCUGACCCCGGACUGGCCGCUGUUGAUAAAACAGGUGAGGCUGGACGACGAGGGACAGUACGAGUGUCAGGUGGCCUCAAGGGACAGAGAGCUGAGACGAUACGUCAACCUCAUCGUAUUGCCUGGAAUAAAAAGAAAAAGGGUUAGACCAGGGAAUUCGAAAGUCCUACCACAUGACACGGGAGAAAUUCGUAUUACGGGUCACACGUAUGUGGAGAAGAGUGGUUCCAUCCGACUGAUAUGCAACGCGACAGGGGAGGACCACUCUCCAGACGACAUCGACUGGUUUCUCAAUGGUCAGAAACUGAUAACAGACGAUGCCAACGAGGUGUACAUCCACAAGCGGGUGUCGCUGACAGACAAGACCAUCUACAGCAGCCUGGAGAUCAAAAGCGCCGACAUGAGUGACGCGGGUAUCUACGUGUGCAGGACGUCAGACCUGCAGAUCGCCAGCGCGCGCGUUGACGUUCUAAACGGUACGCGGAUAUCUGAUACAAACAAUGUCAAAAGAGAUGGAGCAGAUCCGGAUCACAGAUAUGCUAAAGAUUCAAAUCGAAAGGGGAAGUACGACUCACGGGUGACCGCAGGAAACUUUGCUUCAAGCUUGUCGCCAAAAGGAACAAUUCUCAGUUGGAUGGUUUCAUUUCUGUCUGUGCUUCUGUGGCGGCAUUUGCAGAUUUCAGGGAGCAUAAUGCAGUCAGUAACUUGAGCAUGCCACGUGACUAGUAUCAAACUUGUGCAAACACUGUUCUGACAGAUGUCCACCCCGCAGUGGAAAACUUUUCCAGGGAUACUUGCGAAUGCACAGAAAAAAUCCCCAAACGAUGAACUAUUUUUUGAAACCGCAGUAUUUCUUGUUACACAUGCGGGUGGCAUUGGUCGUGGAGGAGGCUGUUGUGAGAAAACUGGUUGUACAUUUUGUAUUUGUUUGUAUAUAUGAGUAUAAUGCAUUAUAAGCUAUGUCAUUUUGUUAUAUAUAUUGUACACACGUUGACCUCAGUUUUGAAGACAAUGGAAGUGUUCUCGAUAUCAUCGUUGUCUUCAAUGUUUCUGUUUUUGUUACACGGCAUCGAAACCUAGCUUUUAUCUGGCCUCUCUGCUGUUGUCUGUGAUUGCAAGAAGUGUCUUUUGGCAUCGAGGACUUAGAAAAUACCUUCUAUGCGAUAUGAAGCACUUUGCAAAUGAAGAUAGAAUGUUCUCUUGCCUACCGACACUUGCCCUGGAACCGUUCACAUUUGGGAGUUUCUUUCUUUUUUUUUUUUGGUGCUGCCUUCUGUUGUUCCUUUGUUUAAAUGCCAAAGAGUUCUUGGCGGGGAAGAGAAGCGCUUUCUUAAGUGUGACUGUCUGUUUAGCGUGAUGCCUUGAAGGUUUGCCCAGGUCUUCAGGAAGAUGACAUACAUGUGAUUGCUGCGGGGAGCCUCGACAAAACCGUAAUUGAAAGUGACUGUUAGAUAUACAUACGCCUUCAGACCGAAAAAACCAAAAGGAAUUUACUCAGCUUAAUUCCCAGGAGCUGGAGCUGUGUAAAGACCACGAGUACCCGUAUGUUUGCUGUUCGAAGAGGACAGUAGACCUUCGUAUCCCUGUGAUGACAUAUUGUGUGAAAUCUUGCUUCAACACAGUUACACGGUUCACCGAGUCGGUCUGGCGGAUAUCGACUUGGUAUGUCAUACCAAUCCUUAGUUCACAGCUGAGAGGAUACUGUGUCAUGAACCCCAGAGUUCAAGAACAUAGCCCUAUGUGUGACAUCAUGACACAAAAACGACUAAUUGUGUCAGCUGACUUAUUAUGCAAAAUAAGUCGACAAUGUACCUCUGAUAAAAAAAUGUGCAUAUGAAAAUUAGACUUAGGACCUCGUCUUCAUCCUGAUUAUAAUAAAAGCAGAACUUUGUGAGUAUACUGUGAGUGAGAGUCAACACGUGACAACUGAGAAAUUACGUCAUGUCCGGUUUCAAGCUAGUAAAGUCCGUUACUGAGGACCACCGACCUGGAUACACAAUACUAUGUCGUUGUCUACUUUACCAAACUGUUGCCUGCAAAGAGUGAAGUAUGAAAAAUAAGAAGUGUUUUCAGAUUAUUUUGUGGUUCACUUCAGUACCUUCUUCUUGCAUUUCAUUUUUAGAUAAAGAACCACGAAUAUUGGCAAGCUUCCGGACGAAAUAUUUUAGAAAUAAUAAAAUCUUACAGAAAAUCCUUCAAAACUCACAUAGAUUUUUAAAGUUAAAUAACAGAUUUUAAUUUAAAUAAGUGCUAAUGUAAAAGAAAAUGAUAGCUGUUUCCUAAACCAACUUGGAAAGAUGAAAUUAAAAGCAUGCGUGUGCAUCCAGUGAAGGUGAAGACCCACAAAGUGAAGGAAGGGUCAAAGAAGAACGAUGUUAAAUAAAAAUUGCUCAUGUCACGGAGUUUGCAGAGUCUGCUCACCUGUUUUAGUCGUUCUUAUGUUUUUAUGUCUAUCAUAAAACUUAUUUUCGGCAAAAUCUUGCAGGUAGUUUGUUACACGUGCAAUUUGAGAAAAGUUGAAAGCACCACUGUGUGCGUGUGUGCGCGCGUGUGUGUGUGUGUGUGUGUGUAGGGGUGUGUGUGCGUGUGUGUCGUUGUGAACGCCUAUAUCGAACAUGGUUUACAAGUUUGAUUAAAGAGAAAAUCAACCAAAUGGUCAAGACUGGCUGGAGUGAAGUCUAAAGGGUCAGUUCUUUUUCACCCUAGAGAGCUCUCCAAACACGGAGGUGGCAAAAAUCGUGCACUAUCACUGUUUGGCGGAUGAAAUUACAGGUAGAAAACCAGGUUUGCACGGCACUUCAUAUUCUACAAUAUCCCACACUACGGUAUUUGCGCAGACUGAUGAACUUUAAAGGUUUAGUGGGAUGUAAAUUUUAGUUAGCGACUGAGUAGAGCUCAGUGCAAUAUAUUAUUUCCAAAAUUUCCCCCUCCCUUUUGUUCUCCACAUACACAACUACAAUCAUCAACAAGCACAUGAGGUCAAACUCGUGACCUCACAGACACGCGUAAUUUCCAUAAUUUUCCUGUCCUGCCAUUGGCUGAAGCCUUCACAACUUAAUCGUAUCUAUACACAGUCCAGAACUCAGUGUUGCUGACAUUGUUUGGUGAAUGUGAUAUUAACAGGUAUACAUGAAGAGAGGAAAACAUACCUGAGUAGAAGGGUGGCAUUUACCGAGAUUAUGGAAUCUUUGCACUGAGCUUUACCAUCUCAUCAGAAAAAAUAAAUUGCGACCUUUGAGAACUUUAA